CACCACUUACCUACUGGGCGACUUCCCCGCCUGAGCCUCCCUUUCCUCACCUGUAUAACGGGCUUGGAAACAGCACCAGGAGGGCAAGUUGGCUGGCUCAGGGCAGCACGACACUCUUGAUCUCUAGAUGGAGACCCUGAGAACAUUCCUCAGCACAGGAGGGAGACAGACUAGUCCUGUAACCCCUGACAAGUUGCCUCCACUUUCUGAGAGAACAGGUAGGUCCCUUCUCUGGGUGCCUGGCACACAGUAGGUGCUCAAUACAUGUAUACUUACUUAUCUCCCGGCCCCAGUCACUUGUCCAAGGAGAAGGGGGGGGUGCUUUAAGAGUCUGAUAUUCCUCAGAUAUUCCUACUCUCAGCCCGUUCUGGGGUCACUUCCUCUGGUGGCCCUCCAGCAGCCUCCUGGGCUCCCCGCGGGAGAGGUACCAACCCCAGCUCUACCAGACUGGCCAGUCUUUCAAGGCGAGGGCAGCCGUCCCUCCGCAGCGCCGCGGCAGGGAUGAAAAUUGAGCGUGGGGCGUUCAGGCAUACGAUCCCAGUUACUAAGAUUCCCCUUCAGGUGGUGUUUUACUGAAUGCCUUCACACGCCCGCGCUCAUCUUCCGUAAAGGUUGUGUUAUUAUGACACCCCCAGGCCACACUGGGGGAAACGGAGGCACAGAGAGGGGGAGAUGGCUUGUGUAGCAAACACAAGUGUGGCACGUGUUACUUACACACAAUGUUACACAACUCACGUGUCCUCCUCAUCGUGGUUCUCACAGUGUGGUCCGUGGGCCAGGAGUACCAACAUCCCCUGACAACUUGUUAGCGUUGCAGAUUACAGGGUUUACUGUAGACCCGCGGAAUCAGAAACUCUAGAGUGGGGCCGAGCGGUCUGGGUUUCAGCAAGCCCUCCAGGGGAUCCUGAUAAACGCCAAAGUUUGAAAACCAUUGUCUUGCACAACCCUACCAAAGUCACUAUAAUUAUCCCUAUUUUACAAAUAGGGUAAUUGUGGCCAAGCGAAGGCAAUUGGUGCAGAACCACAGCUGUAAUUGGGAGUACCAGGAUUCUAAUCCAGAGAGUGUGGCGCCAGAAAUGGGUUCUUGGAGACCACUAACGAUUUGACAUCAGAAUCAGAAGUACGAUCAGCAAUAUUUGGCCAUUUGCUAAUAAUUCCGUAUGGAGCAGCUACUGCAUGUCCAUGCACCGUGCUAAACUCUGGGACGUCUCUUUCUCCGUUGCUGGCCUAGGAGGGGUACUGGGGUUAGGAAUCACCGAGGAGGGGUAGGUAUCUGAUUGUUACACUCAGAAAGUAGGUACCGGGAGGCGGGCUCCGCUGCCCCUUUAAAAGGCGGGGCCUGAGCAACGGAACUGAGGAGCGUAAGUGCGACACGUGCCCGAGAGGCUAAGAAGGAUACACCCGGAAGUCUCUGAGGCGUGCUGGAACCGCGCCGCCGGAGGCCUCGCCGCUAUGGGCCGCAACAAGAAGAAGAAGCGAGAUGGCGACGACCGGCGGCCGCGGCUCGUUCUCAGCUUUGAUGAAGAGAAGCGGCGGGAGUACCUGACUGGCUUCCAUAAGAGGAAGGUAGAGCGGAAGAAGGCAGCCAUUGAGGAGAUCAAGCAUCGGCUCAAGGAGGAGCAGAAGAAGCUCCGGGAGGAGCGGCAUCAGGAAUACUUGAAGAUGCUGGCAGAGAGAGAGGAGGCCCUGGAGGAGGCAGAUGAACUGGACAGGCUGGUGACGGCCAAGACAGAGUCGGUGCACUAUGACCACCCCAACCACACAGUCACCGUGACCACCAUCAGCGACCUAGACCUCUCGGGGGCCCGGCUGCUGGGACUGCCUCCACCGGAGCAAGGGACUGGCCACAGGCCCGAGGAAGAGGUGUCCUCCACGGAAAAGCCGACCAGAGCCUUACCCCGGAAAUCCAGAGAUCCCCUCCUGUCCCAGCGGAUUUCCGCUCUCACGGCGUCACUGCACGCACACAGCCGCAAGAAGACCAAGAGGAAACGUCCCCGACGGGCCCCGGACUCCACCAAGAAGCCCCCAAGCGCCACCCGUACGAGCAAGACCCAGCGCCGCCGGCUGACGGGCACGGCCCGGCACGGUGCAGAGUGAGCCCCGAGAACCAGGCCGUGCCCAGCCCGGGCUGAAAGCUUGGCUGUCCCAGGAACCCAGCCCCGAGGGGGCGACUCUGCGGCCCAGGCCUGGGAGGCCAGCACCUGUGGCCCGGAGCUGGGCCGCCGGAGGGGGCAGGCAGCUGAGAGUUGGCUACCGGCGGGAGGAGCCUUCAGACUCGAAUCGUUGGCAUCUUCCCACCUGUGUCCCCACGGAGCCGUCAACAGAUUGUGAAGCUGAGCGCGCUCUUGGUCUUGUUUGUCCCUGACCCUGACGCCACGUGCCAGGGGCCGGCUUCUGAGGUGGAUGAGACAGUCAGGCAAGGAGGUCCACCCUCACGGUCCAGCAGUGUCCGUGUGGGUGUGAGAAAGUGGUAGAGUCCAGUCACCCCACCGCUGCGAGAAGCUGCUCCUGGGCCGGGGGCAGGGGGCGCGGUGCCAGACUCCGCCCUUUACUGGCUGCGACUCUGGGUCUGUCCCUUCCUGGCCUCACUGUCUUCAGCUGGAACUGAAGUGGUGGGAGCGGGUGAGUUCCAGGAGCAUUCCCCACCCAGCUGGGGACCAGUGAGAGACGGGAAGGUGACAGGAGAAGCUACAUGUCCCACCUGGCCCCGGGGUGGGGGUGGGGGUGCUGGCAGGAGGGGAGCUGAAGUCCCAAACCCGUCUUCUUUCUGCUCAGCCCAGGGAGGGCUGCCGCUGGGGAGGCUCAGGAACAGGGGCUCCGUAGGCUGUGUCUCGGGGGGACUGGCACUCUCCCGUGUCACCAUCCAGACCCGACAUCUGGUGCCUGCGUGAAGGCCACACCUGGACAUGGGAACGCGAAGCUCAGGGCGUAUGGGGGGGAGACGCUGUGACCUGGCCCUUUGGCUCUUCCCCUGGCUCUUCCUGCUAGCCUCCCUCUUCUCGGGGUGGGGUGACUCGCUCUGCUGGGCUGCAUCCAUCCUGGGCAGAGGCUGGGGCCUGCUAGCAAGCUGGCCUGGUGCUUCUAGUGCUCCCCCCGGGGUGGGGAGUGUGAGCCUUGCCCUCACCCGCCCCCCGGGAGCAGAAUACAUCCUGGGCCCAAGGGAUUAGUGCACAGGGGUGGGCGUGGGUUUGAAUCCUCACUCUGCCAUUUGGCCUCUGUGUGGGCACUUUGCCAUGCUGACCUCUCUGGGCAUAUCCCCACAAGUAAGAAGUAAGACCCCCCCCCCUCCUGGGGCUGCCCCGAGGCCGCCAGGAGCCCUGAGCACGAGCCACCUCCCGCAGCCCCUGGCAUCCCGGCCUCUGCUGGCCCCUGCGAUGGCUGACCCACGGCUCUUCUCCCGUCCCCAGUGCCACAGGGUCAUUUACCAUUUAGAGCUACACGUUGUGAUGUUUAAAAAUAUUAAAUUCUCAUUCGCUC
Messenger RNA from Neogale vison (American mink), 3477 nucleotides. RefSeq names its product nucleolar protein 12 (gene NOL12). Gene Ontology annotation, molecular function: RNA binding. The coding region runs from base 1453 to 2097 and encodes 214 amino acids. Gene Ontology annotation, cellular component: nucleolus. The transcript has 7 exons. The record is from RefSeq and is a predicted model, not a curated record. NCBI's taxonomy places the organism in Eukaryota, Metazoa, Chordata, Mammalia, Carnivora, Mustelidae.